This is a messenger RNA of Homo sapiens (human), 10559 nucleotides long. It is a transcript of the gene RHBDD1, whose product is annotated as rhomboid domain containing 1. Gene Ontology annotation, biological process: negative regulation of apoptotic process; spermatid differentiation; retrograde protein transport, ER to cytosol. The transcript is spliced from 9 exons. Gene Ontology annotation, molecular function: serine-type endopeptidase activity; peptidase activity. Gene Ontology annotation, cellular component: endoplasmic reticulum quality control compartment; endoplasmic reticulum membrane; endoplasmic reticulum. The record is from RefSeq and is a predicted model, not a curated record. Lineage: Eukaryota; Metazoa; Chordata; Mammalia; Primates; Hominidae. The coding region runs from base 2109 to 3035 and encodes 308 amino acids.
GAAGACGUGGGGACGCAGGCGGGUCGUAGAGAGCGUGAGUUUCCGCGUCUGUUUGGUCCGGCUGCUGUCGUUGGUUGUGAGCGGCAUCUCUCGCCGUUUCCCCGGGCUGCGGGAGCUGGCGGCCGGGCUGGGGCUGCUGGGCGGAGGUCGGCGCCUCCCGGGGGGCUAGGGCGAGGGAGGCAUGGCGGGGCUGGAGGCACAGCCUCCCCGUCCGGGGCAAGUCCGAGAGCGGGGAGGGCGUUUCCUGGGGUAACUCCACCUGGGGUCUUGUCGAAGUUGCCGCAUCUCCGCCGGACCGCACGGGAACGACGUGCCCACACUCGGAGGAAGGGGUUGGCGCUGAGCGAGUUUAAAGGGUUCCUUUUGAAAGCAGGAAGUUUGAAGUGACGUUGCAUCAGCAACAGAGCAUGCAGUUUCAGGUGCUCUCGGGACAGCUUUCAGUUUCUCAGAACAAGUCUAAGCCUCACCGCAGUAAUAACUUUUAUUAGAGGACAAAAAAUCCGCCAAAGUAAACCCUUUCUGUCCAACCCCUAAAAACCUUUGGAUAAACGUUUACAAGAAACGGAUCACAGCCUUAUUUGUUUUUCUAAACUGAGCAUAAACUCUUUUGAAGACUCAGCGUUACUGUCAAAAUGAAUGAGUGCCUGCCUAGUUAUGAUUCAAUUAUCGAGGUGUUUGGGUCUCUGCAGUACACUCAGUGACUCCCAGGCUUUUCUUUUUUCUCUUUGAAAUUGCUUAUUAGAAGGCUUUAUCUAAUUUCUCACAGUUGUGUGUCUUUUUGAGGUAGUUCUAAUAAACUUUAAAGGCUUCUGGUUUGCUGCAGGCCUGCCGUCGCUGUGGAAAGCAAGUAUUCUUUCAAAGAAGAAUAGAAGUGCAUUGGUUUCUAAAUAAUCCCAGGACGCUAGGAUCAGCAUCACUUGGGAACUUCUUGGAAAUGCACAUUUUGGGGUCUUAUCCCAAACUUACUGAAUCAGAAAUAUAUUUUAACAAGCCUUCCAGUUGAUACCAAUGCACCUGGACGCUAAAGUUUGAGAAUUAAUGGCGUAGUGAUAACACCCAUUGUGGAAUCACAUAUAAUGGAAUUUGAAUUGAAGUAAUUCCUAGAUGGAAAAACUUGGACAUGUUACCUCACAGGGCUGGAAUAUGAAGAUGCAAGAAAAAUGUUUAACACAAAACACAUAGAAAACCCUCAAAGAUGUUAUUAAGUAACUUAUUAGAACUGCAUAAAAUAAGUACAUAGUUUGUGCUGGAAGGAUUCUUCAGCGGGGUAGAUAUGAGCUGUAGCGCAUGGAUAUUGGGACUGCUGCUUAGAGGGUAUUUUGUUUACCUCGGGAUUCUCAAUUCUGUGUAGUCAAGGUUGUUGGAUGCAGGAUAUUCAGUUAAAAGUUAAAGCAGUGCAUACUAAUGCUAUUGUGGUUGUAGGAUUUUUAAGAAUAGCAUUAGUAUUUAUGUUGAAGAGUAGUUUUUAAUUCUUUGGCCUUCUGAUCUCUUCAGCUUUGUUUGGAGACAGUCUCUUUCUGCCACCCAGGCUGGAGUGCAAUGGUGCAAUCUUGGAUCACUGUAACCGCUGCCUCCAGGGUUCAAACGAUUCUCCUGCCUCAGCUUCCCAGGUAGCUGGGAUUACAGGCGUCUGCCACCACGCCCAGCUAAUUUUUGUAUUUUUAGUAGAGACGGUUUCACCACGUUUGCCAAGCUGGUCCCGAACUCCUGACCUCAGGGGUCCAUUGUAGGGGGAGAAAGAAAUAUUCAGGAUUUAAAGCAGCUGCUCUAAAGGCUACAUUCACUGCAAUGUUGAGAAGGGAGCCUCUUAAACAGAAUCUUACCUGUAAAACUCAGGAGCCGAGAAGCUUUAAGAACAGUGAGGUUGAAGGGCACAGGCUCUUGGUCCUUGGCAGCGAUAUUAGGAGGCGUGCCUAGGGAACCUCGGAUUCCGGGGAGCUGGACGUGAAACUCUGUGGUGGAAUAGAAAUCCUCAGGGCAUGAGCUAUACCUAAAACGUAAUGGUAUUAAGAAUUCUGGUUCAGCCGUCUGUAUAUCUCCCCAGAUACCUGAAACUGACCACCUGAGUACGUUUUCCCAUUGCUGAGCUGUUUCCCUGAUAUCUGGCCAUGCAACGGAGAUCAAGAGGGAUAAAUACUGGACUUAUUCUACUCCUUUCUCAAAUCUUCCAUGUUGGGAUCAACAAUAUUCCACCUGUCACCCUAGCAACUUUGGCCCUCAACAUCUGGUUCUUCUUGAACCCUCAGAAGCCACUGUAUAGCUCCUGCCUUAGUGUGGAGAAGUGUUACCAGCAAAAAGACUGGCAGCGUUUACUGCUCUCUCCCCUUCACCAUGCUGAUGAUUGGCAUUUGUAUUUCAAUAUGGCAUCCAUGCUCUGGAAAGGAAUAAAUCUAGAAAGAAGACUGGGAAGUAGAUGGUUUGCCUAUGUUAUCACCGCAUUUUCUGUACUUACUGGAGUGGUAUACCUGCUCUUGCAAUUUGCUGUUGCCGAAUUUAUGGAUGAACCUGACUUCAAAAGGAGCUGUGCUGUAGGUUUCUCAGGAGUUUUGUUUGCUUUGAAAGUUCUUAACAACCAUUAUUGCCCUGGAGGCUUUGUCAACAUUUUGGGCUUUCCUGUACCGAACAGAUUUGCUUGUUGGGUCGAACUUGUGGCUAUUCAUUUAUUCUCACCAGGGACUUCCUUCGCUGGGCAUCUGGCUGGGAUUCUUGUUGGACUAAUGUACACUCAAGGGCCUCUGAAGAAAAUCAUGGAAGCAUGUGCAGGCGGUUUUUCCUCCAGUGUUGGUUACCCAGGACGGCAAUACUACUUUAAUAGUUCAGGCAGCUCUGGAUAUCAGGAUUAUUAUCCGCAUGGCAGGCCAGAUCACUAUGAAGAAGCACCCAGGAACUAUGACACGUACACAGCAGGACUGAGUGAAGAAGAACAGCUCGAGAGAGCAUUACAAGCCAGCCUCUGGGACCGAGAAGGAGUCUCUCCCCAAAGCCACCAUAUUGGGAAUGUGCUUGGGUCAAACCUGAAGCCAGCAUGUCUCUGAGUCUCACCCAGAUACCAUGGGGUAAGUACUGCCUGUUUACCACAGUGGCCUAUUCAGGUCCCUAGAGCCCUUUAGUCAGCAGGUGAUGAAUCCUGCUAGGAUUGAGUCUUUCUCUUCAAGGCAGAAGGUUUUCUUCUGGCCAGGGUGCGUCUAGAAAUGAUGUCUGGUAACUAGAGCCUGGAAUAGGGGCCUCAGGACUCUGCUCGGUACCCUAUCCUACUGUGGCUGAGCUGGUAUCCAAGUCGCAAAACAAAUUUGUCUUUACUCUUCCGUUUUCUCUCCUCAAGCACUGGGAAAUAGUCUCUUCCAGAGCUGCGAGUUGCAGUGCCUGAGGUUGGGAGAGGGGUAACACAAGCACUGACUUGGCUGUCCCGGCUGAUGUCUCACUGGAAGGCAUGUCCCCCAGGUCCACUGGCUCUGAGCCCAGCACAGCACCAGAGCUUACCCAAGAAUUGCAGUUCUUGUGACUCAGACUACCUUUCAAGUUUAUUUAGGACCCCAGAGCACUUUUGCCCAUGGUGUCAGGGCCUGAUGGAACUCAGGUUCUGACCACUGGGAUGGGCAAUUCCCCUCUGGCCUAGGCGGGUCUAAAUGCUCACUCCCUGGGUGCUGGCUAAGUUCUGCCCAGUUUUGCUUUCUGGCAGUGCUGAGUUCCAAUGGGAUGUCCACAAUCACUGUGCUCUCCCUCCCCCAAGUACACAGAUUCUCUGUCUAUGCUACCAGGGGAUGGAUGAGGAGUGGCAUUGGCAAUUCAAGACUAUCUUUCCUUCUCCCUUCAGUGCCUCUUUCAGUGUUGUGAAGUUAAAACCAGGUACUGUGAUCACUCACAUGAUCUUUGGUUCUUAUGAAGGUGAUUUUUUCUGCAGAUAGUUCUUCAGUUUGGUGUUCCUCUGGGAAGGAUGAUCUGUAAAGCUUUCUAUUUGGCCGUUUUGCUCCACCUCCCUCCAUCUCACCACAUUUAAUGUUGGUAGUGAUAACAGACAUUUCUAUAUGCUGCUGAUAUGAAUGCAAAUUGGUAUAACCUUUCUGGAAAACACAUUGGAAAUGUAUAAUCAAGAGGCUUACCUUCAGUGAUUCCUUGACUAGGAAUCUAGCCUGAGGAAAUAAUAGAGAGAUGGUCCAAUAUUUGUUUUUAAGUUACUGAUUCCCUAAUUAAAUUUAGUAACAAAAACUUAAAUACAUUGAAAUUUGCACAACAAUGUGUGCAAGGGUUAAAUCAGUUGUGGUUUCAUUGUAAAAUGGAAAUAUUAGGCAUCUAUUAAAAAUAACAUUUUUGAAAAAUUUAGUGGCAUGAAAAUAUGAUUACAACAUAAUUGCUGAAUGAAAAAACGUAAGGCACAAAAUAGUAUGUACCAUAUGGCCAGAAAUUUAUAAAAUAAGCCAACUCAAACCAAAUAUUUUUCCUUAGGAAAAAAAAAUGAAAACGGCCUUUGACAAAUGUCUUCUUGAUUCUUACACUUAGACAAUUACAAUGGUUUCAAAGGAAAAUAAAAUUCAAAUUAAUAUAAAUUUUUAUAAAGCUGCUUCCUUUGCCAUUGUUAGUUACUGUAUAAGGCACUUCAAGAGUCUUUUUAGACCUGUUUCCUUGAAACUAGUUUCGUGUGCUGUUCAAAACAUUCAUUCAAAAUAAAAUUCUGUGGUCAAAUAAGCUUGGGAAAUAUGUAAUUAAUUGGUUUCUUAAUUGCAGAGCUAAUUAGAAUCAUAAGUAGCAUACCAGUGUCAUUGUGGAUAUUCAAGGAGGUAUGGUUUGCAGUAUUUCCCAAAUUUAUUUGAAUGUAGAGUUUGUGUGUUUGUGUGUGUGUGUUUCAGAGGGGAAAGGGAAGAGGAGGAGAGGGAGGGAGGAUAGAAGAGAGAAACUAGAAUUGUUUGGGCUGAACCCUCUGACAGGUUGGAGACAUCCUGUUACUUUGCCUCUAAAUCCUUCAAUGUGUAUCUUUUGAAAAAUAAGGGCCAUUGGCCAGGUGCAAUGGCUCACGCCUGUAAUCCCAGCACUUUGGGAGGCCGAGGCGGGUGGAUCAUGAUGUCAGGAGAUCGAGACCAUCCUGGCUAACACAGUGAAACCCCGUGUCUACUAAGUAAAUAAAAAAAAAAAAAAAAUAAGGGCCAUUGUGCUACUUAUCUACAACAUCAUGGCCACAUCAAAGAAAAUUAGCAGGAAUUCCCUAGUAACACCUACCAUUUAGUCCAAAUAUGAAAUUUUCUAAUUUUCUCAAAGAGUAUGUUUUAUAGUCAGGUUUUCAAGGUUCUGAUGUUGCAUUUGAUUAUUUCUUUUUAAUAUAAAAACCAUACCGUGCCCUUUUUAUGAUUUAAUUUUUCAGGACACCAGUCUCAUUGAAUGGUAGGUGUCUUAUUAUUUCUUUGUGGUGUAUUUAAAUAGUUAGUUCUGUGUAUUUCUGUAUAUAUUGGCACUUACAUUUGAGGACUUGAUUAAUUGGAUUUGGGUUACACAUUUUUAGCAAGAAAAUGUCAUAGGUAACACUGUGUUCUUCAGAUUGCAUCAGGUCAGGAGAUACACUGUGUCAAGCCAUACCACUAAUACCUGGUUACUAGUUUCAGAAAGUGACUGACAAGUCUCUCUGUUGCAAAGGUACAUUUUUCCCUUUGCUGUUUGCAAGUUCCACAUGAAGUGAUACUAUGUCACCAUAUGAAUAUCCUGUUUCCUAAAAAUUACUUGAAAACCUUUCAAGUAAUGGUUUUUGUAGUCUUUGGUGAUCUUUUUUUACAAGGCUAAAUAUUAGUCUUGUAUUAUGCACUUCUGUAUAAAAACUGAUCACCUAUCAGUUAUUUCUUUGGGUUCCUUGUUAAUAUUUUUAUUUCUUUAAAAUUUAUAGUGAAAUUUACUCCGUGUGGUGUACACUUAUGUGAGCUUUGACAGAAGUAUAGAGUGGUUUAUCAUAACAAUCUAGAUACAGCACAGUUGUAUCACUCCAGAAAAUUACCCAUCACUCUCCCUUUGUAGUCAACCUACUCUGACCCUUAAUCCUCAACAAGCACUGUUCUCUUCUCCAUCUCCUUAACUUUGCUUUUUCCAGCAUGUCAUAUAAAUGAAAUCACACAGUAUUUAGCUUUGAGAGGUCGUACUUCUUUCCCUGAGCAAAGUUUAUUUGUUAUUCAUCUCUUUCUAUUAACUAUAUUGAUAAUUUUUUUUCUUUUAUGGUUGAAUUAUACUCUAGUGUAUAGAUAUACCAGAAGUUUUUUUUUGUUUUUUUGUUUUUUUGUUUUAAUCCUUUCACCAGUUGAAGGAUAUUUGGGUUGAUUCCAGGUUUGACAUUUAUGAAUAAAGCUGCUAUAAAAAUUUACGUACCGGAAUUUGUGUAAAUAUAAGUUUUCAUGUCACCUAGGUAAGCACAUAGGAGUAGGGUUUCUGGAUUAUAUAUGGUAAAUUUAUGUUUAACUUUAUAAGAAUCUGCCUGUUUUCCUAAGUGUUUGUACCAGUUUUCGUUCCUGCCGGCAGUAUAUGAGAGUUCCAGUUGCUCUCGGUUCUCCCAGCAUUUGGUAUUUUCAGUUGUUUUUAUCUUAGCCAUUCAAAUAGGCGUGAGGUUGCAGUUUUCAUUUAUAUUUCUCUAAUGACUAAUGAUGUUUCUGUUUAUCGACUACCUAUAUAUCUUCUUUGCUGAAGUUUCUGUUCCAUUAUUUUGUCUACUUUUAAUUGGAUUGUUUGUUUUCUUAUCUUUGAGUUUAGGGAAUUCUUUAUAUAUUCUGAAUAAAAGCGCUUCAUAAGAUAGGUGAUUUGCAAAUAUUUUCCCUGAGUCUGUGGCUUUUUCCCCCAUUCUCUUAAAAGUAUCUUUUGUGGCACAAAAGUUUAUAAUUUUGAUGAAGCACAAUUUAUCAAUGUGUCAAGCAUUUAGUGUUGUAUCUAAGAAUCUUUUGAUGUAACCCAAGACCAUGAUUUUCUGCUACAUUUUCUUUUAGGAGUUCCAUGGUCUUAAAAUUUACAUUUAGAUAUAUAGCCCAUUUUGAGUUAGUUUUUAUAUAAGAUGUGAGGUAUGAACCAAAGUUUGUUUUUUGCUUGUGGACUUCCAAAUAUUUCAGCACCAUUUGUAAAAAUGACUAUCAGUUCUCCAAUGAAUUGCCUUUGUACUUUUUUCAAAUAACAAUUGAAUAUGUUUACAUCAGUCUAUUUCUGAAAAUGUAAAAAACUUGAAGUCAUAUCAGAUAUCUUCUCAGACCAUUGCAGAGUAAAACUAGAAAUCAGUUCUAAAAGGAAUCCACAAAACCAUAUAAAUACAUGGAAAUUAAGCAAAUCUGCUCCUUUAUGAUUUUUGGGUUAACAAUGAUAUCAAGAUGGAAAUUAAAUAAUUCUUCAAGAUAAAUGAUAAUAGUGACACAAGAUAUCAAAACCUCUGGGAUACAGCAAAAGCAGUGCUAAGAGGAAACUUUAUAGGGCUAAAUGCCUACAUCAGAAAGUCUGAAAGAUCACAAAUUGACAAUCUAAUGUCACACGUCAAGGAAGUAGAGAAAUGAGAACCAACUAAACCUAAAGCUAGAAGAAGAAAAAAAAUAACAAAGAUCAGAGCAGAAUUAACAGAAAUUGCAACAACAACAACAACAAAAAAGAUCAUGAAACAGAAAGUUGGCUCUUUGAAAAGAUAAACAAAAUCAUAGACCGUUAGCUAUCUUAACCAUGAAAAGAAGAGAGAAGAUUCAAAUAAGCUGAAUUAGAAAUGAAAAUGGAGACACUACAACCAUCACCACAGAAAUACAAAAGACCAUUUGAGAUUACUGUGAACACCUCUAUGCAUACAAACUAGAAAAUCUAGAGGAAAUGGAUAAAUCCCUGGAAAUAUACAACCCUCCUAGCUUUAAUCAGCAAGAAAUAGAAAUCCUGAACAGACCAAUAACAACCAGUGAGAUUGAAUCCAUAAUUUUUUAAAUUGCCAACAAAAAAAACCCAGUGCCAGACAGAUUCACAGCCAAAUUCUACCAGACAUUCAAAGAAUUGGUACCAGUCCUACUGAAACUAUUCCAAAAGACUGAGAAAGAGGGAAUCGUCCCUAAUUCAUUCUAUGAAGCCGGUAUCACCAUGACACCAAAGCCACAAAAGGACAUAACAAAAGAAUAAAAAUACAGACAAAUAUCUCUGAUGAACGUAGAUGCAAAAACUCUCAACAAAAUGCUAGCAAACUGAAUCCAACAGCACAUCCAAACAAUAAUUUACCAUGAACAAAUGAGUGUCAUCCCAGGGUAGCAGGAAUGGUUCAACAUUCACAAGUCAAUAAAUGUGAUUCAUCACACAAACAGAAUUAAAAACAAAAACCAUAUGAUCAUCUCAAUUGAUGCAUAAAAAGCAUUUGCUAAAGUCCAGCAUCCAUUUAUGAUAAAAAAUGUCAACAAACUAGGAAUCGAAGGAAUAUACCUCAACAAAAUAAAAGCUAUCUGUGACAGACUUACAGCCAAUAUCAUACUGAAUGGGAGAAAAGGUGAAAAGAAUUCCCUCUAAGAACUGGAACAAGAUAAGGAUGCCCGCUUUCACCACUCUAUUCAACACAUUACUGGAAGUCCUAGCUAGAGCAGUCAGGCAAGAAAAAGAAAGGACGUUCAAAUUAGAGAGAGUCAAAAUGUCUCUGUUUGCUGAUGAUAUGAUUGUAUGCUUGGAAAACCCAAAAGACGACUCCAAAAGACUUCCUAGAUUUUAUAAAUGAAUUCAGUAAAGUCUUAGGUUAUAAAACUAAUGUAUACAAAUCAGUAGCACUGCUACACACCAACAGCCACUAAGCUGAGAAUCAAAUCCAAAACUCAACCCCUUUUAUGAUAGCUGCAAACAAACAAAACAAAAAACAAAACAAAACAAAACAAACUGGGGAUAAACUUAACAAAGGAGGUCUCUACAAGGAAAACUAUAAAAUACUACUCAAAUAAAUCAUAGAUGAUACAAACAAACAAAUGUAUGUCCCAUGUUCAGGUAUUGGAAGAAUCAAUAUCAUGAAAAUGACCAUAAUGCCUAAAGCAAUCUGCAUAUUCAAUGCAAUUCCUAUCAAGAUACUAACACUGUUUUUCACAGAAAUGUAAAAAAUAACCCAAAAAUUCAUAUGGAACCAAAAAAGAGCCUGAAUGCCAAAGCAGUCCGAAGCAAAAAGAACAAUCCAGAGGCAUCACAUUACCUGACUUCAAAUUACACUACAAGGAUGUAGUAACUAAAACAGCAUGGUACUGCUGUAAAAGUCGAUACAAAGACCAAUGGAACAGAAUAGAGAACCCAGAAAUAAAGCCAAAUACUUAAAACCAGCUGAUCUUCAACAAAACUUAAACAUUAAUUGAGGAAUGGACACCCUAUUCAAUAAAUGGUGCUGGGAAAACAGCCACAUGCAGAAUAUGAAACUAUCCCUAUCUCUCACCAUAUAAAAAAUUAAAAUCAAUUAGAGACUUAAAUCUUAAGACCUGAAACCAUAAGAAUUCUAGAAGAAAACCUAGGAAAAACUUCCCUGGACAUUGGCCUAGGCAAAGAAUUUAUGACUAAGACCCCAAAAGCAAAUGCAACAAAAACAAAAAUAAAUAAAUGGGAGCCAGUUAAAUUAAGUUUCUGCAUGGCAAAAGAAAUAAUUAUCAGAGUAAAAUACAACCCACAGAAUGGGAGGAAAUAUUUGCAAAUUAUGUAUCUGACAAAGGACUAAUAUCCAGAAUCUACAAUGAAUUCGAACAAAUCAACAAGAAAAAAAAAUAAACCUGUCAAAAACUGGGCAAAUGACAUGAAUAGACAUUCCUCAAAAUAAUACAUACAAAUGACCAAGAAACGUAUGAAAAAAAUGCUUAACAUCACUAAUCAUCAGGGAAAUGCAAAUUCAAACCACAAUAUGAGAUACUACCUUACCCCAACUGGAGUGGCCAUUACUAAAAAGUCAAAAAGCAAUAGAUGUUAGUGUGAAUGUGGGGAAAAGGGAAUGCUUAUACACUGAUGGUAGGAAUGUAAAUUAGUUACCUCUAUGGAAAACAGUACAGAGAUUCUUCAAAGAACUAAAUGUAGAUCUUCCAUUUGAUUCAGCAUUCCCACCACUGAUUAUCUACUCAAAGGAAAAGUCAUUAUAUCAAAAGAAGUCAUUAUGCACACCUGCAUGCAUAUGUUUAUUGCAGCAUAGUUAACAGUUGCAAAGAUACGGAAACAAGUGUCCAUCAACCAAUGAGUAAAGAAAAUGUGAUAUAUAUACACCAUGGAAUGCUACUCAGCCAUAAAAAAGAAUGAAAUAAUGUCUUUUGCAGCAACUUAGAUGGGGCUGCUGGAGGCCAAUAUUCUAAGUAUUAAUAACUCAGGAAUAGAAAACCAAAUACCAUAUGUUCUCACUUAUAAGUGGGAGCUAAACUAUGAGUAUGCAAAGACAUACAGAGUGGUUUAACAGACUUUUGAGACUCAGAAGGGGAAAGGGUGAGAAAGGGGUGAGAGAUUAAAAAGCCUACAUAUUGGAUACAAUGUACACUACUUGGGUGAUGAGUGCACUAAAAUCUCAGACUUCACCACUAUACAAUUCAUCCAUGUAACUAAAAAUUACUUGUACCCCUAAAGCUACUGAAAUAAAAAAAAUUGAAAAUCUA